AUGUGGCGACCUGCUUUCCUAUUUCCCGAAACCUCGCCUGACCACCAAGAAGAAACGAAAAAGGUAGAGCCCAAGAAGACUUCAGCAACAGCAUCCAUUGGUCGUCCCAGUUUCUUGUUUCCAGAACUUCAAAUUCCAGUUUCCCCCCGAACUGAGGAUGAGAACAAAGCUCCGGUUGGUGAAAGUAUUGGUGAAUUCCAACUGGAACUCGAAUCCGACGAUGAAUGGGAAUCAGUGGAAGAUAUCAAAUUUGACAUGCCCGACGACAUCAACGAAGGAAGCGCGAAGAAACGUAGUAGCUCCCAAUCUUGGAUGGGCAGCAAGUUGAAUAGUUCUACUUCAAGUAUCAGUGCAUGUUCGACCGUCAGCUUGGAAGAUGCCUUGAAAGACUCUGGAGAUUUCCAAGGAGAUUCUGGAGACCUUGACUUUGAUAUGGGAGACCGGUGGAAAACCGCCCUGAAGGAGUCAUUGGAUCAACCCCUCUUCAUAGACUUUGAGCGAAACGUACGCAAGGAGGCAAUUCGCAAGCUCGGCAAAAAGAACCGCAGGAAGCUCGGCAAGAAGAAGAAAGAUCGUCCUGAAGGACUGCGCAGGCAUAGCUCGGAGCCAGAUUUGUUUCCAUCCGACGGAGCUCGUAGGCGUAACUCGGAGCCAAAUUUGACUCCAUCAGUAGGUUGA
This is a messenger RNA of Cylindrotheca closterium, 678 nucleotides long. NCBI's taxonomy places the organism in Eukaryota, Bacillariophyta, Bacillariophyceae, Bacillariales, Bacillariaceae. The record is from the annotation of a GenBank genome assembly.